Molecule: messenger RNA, 1329 nt
Organism: Tetrahymena thermophila SB210
Lineage: Eukaryota; Ciliophora; Oligohymenophorea; Hymenostomatida; Tetrahymenidae
Exons: 3
Source: RefSeq, a predicted model, not a curated record
AAAAAGUAUGAAAAAAAAGAAAUGUUAUUUUUUAAUUCAUUCAAAAGAAGAUUUAAAAAUUUUAUUCAUUAUAUUUAUUUAUAAUCUUUAUCUUAUUUUAAUUUUGUAAAGUAUAUUUUAUUUAAAUCUGAAAAAAAAAAACAAAAAAUUAAUUAAAUGCAAAAUCAAUCUUAGAAAAUUUUUAAAUGUUUUUUGGACAAUAAGAAUGAGUAUUUUUCCAUUAAUUGCAAUAUAGAUAAACCUGUUAAAUCUAAAGAACUUACUGAUUAUGAAAAAAAAAAAAAAAAUUAGAAUACUCUUAAUUCAAAUAAUUCACAAAAGAAGCUUGAAGAAAAUUAUUAGAGAUAUCUGCGAGAAAAUGAAAUUUAUUAAAAAUAGUAUACUGAUUUUACUAAAUAAAUGAACUCAUUCUUGAAUAAAUUGUUUUAAGAAAUAUUUUAAAAUGAAUAGUAAUUUGUUACCUUGGAAAAAAUAUAAUAUUAAGUUAAUGUCAUUUAAAAAAAUGUUUGUUUUUUAAUUGGUUCAAAUAUGUCUUGGGAUUAUGAAAAUUUAUUUAGAGAUAUGAAAUGUAAUAUCAGAUCUAAAUAGUAUAAGUUAGAUAAUUAUAGGAUAUAAGAAAGUCCUUUUAAAUAAGAAAAACUCAAAUUAAAAUUAAGAAUAGUAAAGCCUUUGAGUCAAAGAAAUGGAGACCGCAAAAAUAAUAAACUUGGCGAUUUUAUAUUGCUCCAAAUUAUAGAAAUAUAAAAUGAUUCUAAUUCUUAAUAAUUUAAUCCUAAUAAUUUAUAAUUUGAAAGAAAUUAAUAUGAUGAGGAAAAGGAAUAAAAUUAAAUGAUAGAUUUGGUUUCUGUAAAAUAAGAAGAAGUUGUAAAUUUGGAUGAAGAUAAAUAGCUUAAAAAUGAAGAUAAAAAAAUAUAUAACUCAUCUAUAUUAAAUACAUCUAAAGGAAUUACUAAAAAUAAAAAUGGAAGCUAUCCAAAUGAUGUUGAUUCACAUAUUUGUACUUAAACAUAAACAAUAAAUUAGGAUCAAUAAUAAAAAAUAUAGAAAAUAUAUAAUGCUGAUGAUAAAUAUAAUUCGUCUCAUAACUUAUCAAACCAAGAAUUAUGUUCUAAUUAUGAUACUAGCAAUAUAUAAUAAAGCUCUACCAAAAAUGAAUUCAAUAUAAAAUAAGAAUCAGACGAGGAAUAAAAUAUUUAUGAGUUUUUGAAAAAAGAAGAUUUAAUUUAAUUAUUAAAAGAGAAAGAUGCUUUAGACAAGCUUAAAUGGAUAUAAGAAGGGAUUGAAAAGGCAUAAAAUUUUAGGAAAGAUUUAAGAAAUUAAAAUAAUUGA